GGGCCUGUCAAGAUGGCGACGACCGGCGACGGCGAGGAGCAGGAGGAGUUGGCGGCGGAUUGGGCUCUGCCUUCAGAAGUGGAAGUCUUGGAGUCCAUCUAUUUGGAUGAGCUACAUGUGUCUAAAGGAAACGGAAGGUCUGUGCCAUGGGAAAUAUCUAUCACCCUUCAUCCAGCAACUGCAGAGGACCAGGAAUCUCAGUAUGUCUGCUUAACCUUGGUGCUAUCCGUGCCUCUUCAGUAUCCAAAUGAAGUGCCAAAGAUAGCCAUCCAGAAUCCUCGAGGGCUGUCAGAUGAGCAAAUCCAAAAGAUUUCCCAGACACUACAAUGUACUGCUGAGGCCCAGCUGGGUACAGCUAUGUUAUAUGAGCUAAUAGAGAAGGGAAAGGAAAUCCUUACAGACAACAACAUCCCUCAUGGGCAGUGUGUGAUUUGCCUGUAUGGCUUUCAGGAAAAUGAAGCUUUCACUAAGACACCAUGCUACCACUACUUUCACUCACGUUGCCUUGCCAGUUAUACAGAGCAUAUGGAGGAAGAGAUCCGUGCAGAGAGGAAAGAAAGAGUACAGCCUUUGGCACCUCUGCCCAAAGAGGAAUUUGAAGUGCAGUGCCCUGUGUGCAGGGAGCCUCUGGUUUAUGAUCUUGCAACAUUGCAAGCAGCACCUCCUCCACAGCAGCCAAUGGAGGUGUACCAACCUGACACACAGACACUGCAGCACAGAGAACAACUGCGCCUGAUCUAUCAGAAGCAGCAGGAAAAAGGAGGCAUCAUUGACCCUGAAGCAGAAAGAAAUCGCUACUUCAUCAGCCUGCAAAAGCCCCCAGAUACCACUGAACAUGAACAAGUAGCCAUCUCAGAAAAUGUUCUGGAUACUGACAAGGAACUGAAGCCAUCAGUAGGCUCAGAACAUACCCAAGGAACUGCAGAGGCUGCUGUUCCAGUGAGGAAUGAACCCGAAAAACCAGAGAGACCUUCUGUCCCUUUGCAUUUCCAUAGCAAGAGAGAGAGGACUCGUGAGGAGAAACCAUCUAUACAAGGCCCUGGCUGGCAGCUGCGCUACAAGUCACUGGAGACACCAGCAGAAACUCAUUGUCUUCUCACUGUUGAGGGAAAAUCGAGAACCUUCAGUAGAAGACCCAACUGGAGAAAGGAGAGGGGACAGCGAAGCUGUGGGAGGUACAAUCAAGACUUCUCAAAAUCUUGCAGCAGAGACCAAGUGUCUUCAUUGGUGGAGAAAAAAGAGCUGUGCACCAGAGGAAUCUCACCAACCAAAGAGGGAAUGUAUUUGAGAGAGGAGAAAAAUAUUGUGGGGAAAUGGACGCAGGAACAGAAAAGUCAAGCCCAUGACAGCGAGGAAGUAAACUUGGAGGUUAGCCAUAAUGAGCUCAGGGGGUCGGCCAAGUGGCAGGGUCGCCGUGGGAUGCAGGAUUGCAGGCAGUGGGAAAAGACCAAGGGCAGAGAACAUGGAUCUUAUAUUAAAGUGUCAAGAGGCCGAGGACACACCACAUUGAACUCAAGGAGAGAGCCGCAGAGCCAAGAGACUGAGGAUGGCUCCUAGCAGGCAGGAGUUGAGGCUUGAGGGGCUUUUUCUAGGGGUAAACACUGAUGAUUUUGUUGUGCUGUCAACCAUUGGCCUUGAUUGUAAGGAAAAGCAGAUCUGUCUUGAAAUUCUCCUCUGGGCCAUGGGCAGUUUAUGUCUAGCAAAGUAGGGGUAUAUUGUCCUCAGAGAUCAGAAUUACUGUCUGUGGACUGUAGUAAUUAACUGAAUAAUAAAUGGUAGCCAAAUGCUAUUGCCCAUCGGUAAACUGUAGGAUCUUACAGUGAAUCAGCACUGUGUAGAGGACUGUUUGAGGCUGAAUCACUGAACUAAAAGCCAAGCUUGAAAAAUAACUAUUAAGUAACCCUGUUUUAAAAUAGGUGCUAAAAAUAAAAGGGAGUACAGGUCUCUUUGUUUACUGUCCAGAAGUAUGGAGAGGACUUGUCAAAUAGUGUCACUAUUUUUAGACAUGCCUUGUUGAUGGCAUUGGCAUAUGUGAAAAGAGUGGACUUGAAUCAAUACUGACUUGGUGGCUGUUGACCACAGAGGGUUCUUUAAGCCCCACAACUGUGGCCAGACUGAAAGUUGGGGUCUCCCACUGCCUCAUUGUAAUUGGCUAAUGUUCAGUAGUGAUUGACCUUGAACUGCAAAAAUCAAACAUUUCUAUUCUAAAGGGCCUUUAAAUUAUAAGAAGUCCAACUCCUUAGUCACCUGGUAGUUGGAUUUGGAGAUAGUAUUGACGUCAGAGGCUUCAGCUUCUGGUACAGCAAGGCUCUUGUGUUUGCCUAUUUUCACAAAUGUGAUAUCCUGCAAUGGUCUACUAACUGCAAUUCUGCCCAGGGUUCACGUGACUUAUGUUUUGGAUCUUGUCAUCUUUGAUUAGAGCCAAUUUUGGCUUUUGUUGGGGUGAGAUGUCUCUCAUGCUCAACUGUCUUUCCCUUCCUAACUUUAUGGCUGUGUGUAUGUGCAUUCACCCACACACCAUUCAUGAACAGCUCCACUCUCCAUUUGGAAGGGUAAUACCAAUGUACCUACCUAUUUUUAGGCUACACAGUCCCUGUCAUCUCCCUCAGCAAAAUGCAGCCUUGUCUUCAUGGGUAUUUCUGCUCAGAGGAGGAGUCUGUAGCAAUAUGGAGUACAUGUGGCCACUAUGCAAACAUUUUGAGCAGACUUUCCUCCGCUUAUAUUUCUAUUUUGUCACAUAUUUAUGGCCUUCCUCUCCCCACAACAAUUUUUACCCUAGCCUAGGAUGUGUGAAAGUUCCCAAGCUGCUUAAAUUCCUUAUAUGUCUGCAAAAUGUCCCCCACCCCUCCCCCACUGAAGCUUUGUCAGACUUCAUAAUUUUCCUUUUCUGCUUAGCCACAGUAACAUUGUGUGUUAACUUUACAUUGUGUGAUAACUUUACACAGUUGCCAAAAUGAGCUUACAAUAGAAGUGUGACUGAUUUUAAAUCAGUUCAUGCUAGAGGCUAAAUGAUGUCAUUUGUCAUAGCACAUGGAUGCAUGCACAUAAACCAGUUUGAGCAGUUCUGCCUAUUAAAAAGGAUUGAUGUGAGAUUGAUUUACCUCCCUGCACUGUGGUGAGGUGUAAUUUGUGGUGAUGUGAUGCAAAACAGGAGUAUUAAAAGCAAUUUGUUUGAGUAAACCAAUCUAUGACUCUCUUUCAUGGAUAAAGAACAUAGCUGCUGCUGUGCUGCGUGUGAUGAGACCAUUCAACAGUAUUGCCUCCCUGCAGAUGGUUUCUAACCUAUGACCCAAGUAGUUUAUGACCUCUUAGCUAAAAUGAGGUACCUUUUGAUUAUAAAUGAAAAACAAUCGGGUUCUAAUCUAGACAUCUCUCUGUUGGAUUCAUAUUUUCUUUUUCUUUUCUUUUUUGUAAACUAUUCUUCUAAGGAGAAAGGCUGCUUCAUUUUGCACCAGUUGAAACUUCUGAGCAAAAAUGAAUGGUAGCCUACAUAGAAUAUAAAACAUGGGUAACACAGUAUCUAGAUCCUGAUUGGCUUUUCUGGACAGGGUUAUAAUAUAGACAUAGGUCCAGGUCCAGAAAUACCUAAAAGCUAUACAUCUUGAGGACUGGGGAAGUUAAACACCUCCUGUUAUAGGUGCUUAUGUUUCUUUUAUCCAGUCCCUGAGCAUGGCCAGCCACACCCCAUCAGCACAGAAACUACAGGAUCUGGUCCAGAUUGGGGUGGGGGUAGGGACCUGAUUGUUCUCAACUUCCUUAUAUUGCUGGUUUCAGGCAUCUGCAAAUUGUCUCCCAGUUGUUGUUGUUUAGUCGUUUAGUCGUGUCCGACUCUUCGUGACCCCAUGGACCAUAGCACGCCAGGCACUCCUGUCUUGCACUGCCUCCCGCAGUUUGGUCAAACUCAUGUUCGUAGCUUCGAGAACACUGUCCAACCAUCUCGUCCUCUGUCGUCCCCUUCUCCUAGUGCCCUCAAUCUUUCCCAACAUCAGGGUCUUUUCCAAGGAUUCUUCUCUUCUCAUGAGGUGGCCAAAGUAUUGGAGCCUCAGCUUCACGAUCUGUCCUUCCAGGGAGCACUCAGGGCUGAUUUCCUUAAGAAUGGAUAGGUUUGAUCUUCUUGCAGUCCAUGGGACUCUCAAGAGUCUCCUCCAGCACCAUAAUUCAAAAGCAUCAAUUCUUCGGCGAUCAGCCUUCUUUAUGGUCCAGCUCUCACUACCAUACUGUCUCCCAGUGCCACCUAAUAAAUAUCUAAUAGAAAUUGGGAAUGUUGGAACUAAGGUGACAAAAAUGAUUUUUCCUAGAUUCAUUCCUAUGAAGAAAUCUAAGACAUUUUUACAUACAUUUAUUGAUAGCCAGUGAUUAUUAUCUUUUAGCUAAAUAAGGCUAAGGUGAUGAUCCUCUUUGCCACAGAGAUCAAAGGAAAAAGAAGGAAAUCUAAAGAGGGCAAGGGAACCUGGAAUCAACUAUAUCAUACUAUUAGAAACAAAGGGUAUUGGCAGAUGAUAUGAUCAACAGAAGAAUGGGAAUGAAUCAUAAAAAGUGACCCAAAGGGGCUAAUUGGUGAGCAAAGUGCAUAUAGCUCCUGUAGUGUGCAUUAGGUAAAAAAAAGAAAGAUAGAGAAGGUAAGAGCUGGAUGACAGGCUACUGUAUUAGAGUACACAAACUGUUCAUUUGAGCUUGGAUGGAUUCUUUCAGAUUACCUGUUAAACUGAGCAGUCUUCUGCAUAUGCAGAUAUACAAUGUCUUGACUGCCCUAUUGAGCAGCCAUCUUGAUCUGAAGGGAGGUUAUACAAUGACGAACACUCAUCCUGAUGUGUGGAGGUUAUAUAUAUUUCCAUCUUUUAUACCACACUUUUUCAUGCAGUUCCCCAAAUGCAAAGAGUCUGGUUUUUAAAAGUGGAUUUUGUUGCAGCAAAGCACUUAUUCCACUUGAAUUGUAUAGACUUAUUUUUCUGAUAUGCAACUGAAUCCCUUCGAAAUGUGUAAUGGGAGGGUGCCAUGUGAGAGGUAUGGUAGAAGAGAGAGAUGAACAUGCUCAAAACAGGAACAGGAGCCAAACAUUAGACAAGUAGGAGGGGAUGAGGUUGGGAAAUAAAGGGACAAGAGGAGCAAUGGAGUGAGGGUACCAUAUUGGACUGAAGUUGAACAAAGUACUGUUUUUCCCAUUUGCUCUCUAGGACUGUUGAGAUCCUUAAAAAAUAUCCACCACUAUUAACAAGUGUUUGAUUAGGUCUCAAGGCUUCUGGAUCUGUGCUGUUGAUCACAUCCUCUGCCUUGACACUUUCCCCUUCUAUUGUUUUGCUGUCUCCUGAUUGUUCUGCCUUCCUUUUUACCAACUGCUCUAUCCUUUGAGGACAUUUCACAAACCCACCCUAUUUUCUUCCAUCAUGUCCACAUGCAGCA
This is a messenger RNA of Zootoca vivipara (common lizard), 5400 nucleotides long. It is a transcript of the gene RNF25, whose product is annotated as ring finger protein 25. Gene Ontology annotation, molecular function: ubiquitin protein ligase activity; protein binding. Gene Ontology annotation, cellular component: nucleus. The record is from RefSeq and is a predicted model, not a curated record. Lineage: Eukaryota; Metazoa; Chordata; Lepidosauria; Squamata; Lacertidae. Gene Ontology annotation, biological process: protein ubiquitination.